UCGCCUUCUCCCCAACUCUAAUGGGUUAUCUCCUCUGAUAACUAGAAACUCCAAAAGCGCGAAGGAAUGGAUAGGCUACUUAGACUCGAACCGUCGAACCGAGUGGUGGUCCGUGUCGAACCGGGCCUGCGAUGCUACGGCUCACUGACUCUACGCAACGUGAUGUACACCAUGCCCGUGGCGUUCCGGCUCCUGCCACUGAACCGAACCCGGUUCGCUAUACGACCCCAAACCGGAAUCAUCGCCCCGCUCGCGACGCUUACGGUGGAGAUCACAUACCUGCCGCCGCAGCCCCCGGCUCCGAUACUCCCGGAAUCCGCGCCGCACUCCGACGAUACCUUCUUCCUCGACUCCGUCGUCGCUCCCGGUGCUUCUGUUAAGGAUGGAGCCGCAUUCUCCUCGCUUGAAUCCGUUCCCGCCGACUGGUUCACCGCGAAGAAGAAGCAGGUUUUCUCCGAUUCCGCUCUCCGUGUCUUCUUCGUCGGAUCUGCCAUUCUUUCUCGUCUUGUUGCCGAUGGAGACAUGGAGAAAGUUCGCGAGGUUCUUGAAGCCAGCGAUCCUGAGUGGCAUUCGGCUGAUUCAACCGACGCCCAAGGGCAAACACUCCUCCACCUCGCCAUUGCCCGCAGCCGCGCUGAUUUGGUCCAGCUGAUCCUCGAAUUCGGCGCCAACGUCGAAUGCCGCAGCCGCGCAGGCCGAUCGCCGCUCGAAUCUGCCGCUGCUAUCGGCGAAGCCCUGAUCGCGGAGCUUCUCCUCGCGCGGGGGGCCUCCACUCGGAGCUCAUCUCGAUCUUCUUGGUCGCCAUUGCACCAUGCGGCCGUAGGAGGGCAUUUGGAGGUUCUCCAGAUUCUGCUUCUGAAAGGCGCGGCAGUGGACGUGGUGGCCGCGGACGGGCGAACACCGCUGCACCUCGCGGCCGAGGAACGUCGUCGAGAUUGCGUGGCGGCGUUGCUGGCCGCAGGCGCGUCUGGAGAUGCGCGCGGCGGAGCGACGGGGAGCACGGCGCUGCACGUGGCGGCAGCGAUGGGGGACGAGGCGACUGCGAGGAUUCUAAUUGAGAAGGGUUGUGCAGGGUUGAAAGAGGCCAGGAACUCGGCGGGGAAGACGGCAUAUGAUCUGGCAGCAGAGGAAGGGCAUGCGAGGCUAUUAGGGUUGUUGAGGCUCGGCGAAGGAUUGGCGGCGGCGGCGAGGAAAGGGGAAGGGGGGAAUGCUGUGAGGGCGAUUGAGAUGGGGGCGGCAGUGGAUGGGAGAGAUGGAUGGGGCUGGACAGCAUUGAUGAGGGCGGGGUUUAAAGGGAGGGUGGAGGUAAUGAAGGUUUUGAUUGAUAAAGGGGCGGCGGUGGAUGCGAAGGAUGAAGAAGGGUACACAGCGCUACACUGUGCGGUAGAAGCAGGCCAAGCGGAGGCGGUGGAGGUGUUGGUGAAGAGAGGAGCGGAUACGGAGAUGAGAACAGGGAAGGGGAGGACGGCGAUGGAGAUCGCGUCGUCCUUAGGGUAUGCAGGGAUUGUGAGGAUAUUGUCGCAGGGUGGAGCGUCAGAUGCGAUGGUGCCGGUGGUUCCGACGCCGGUGGGGGCGGCGCAAGUGGUGGAGAGGCCGGGGAAGGAGAAGUUGGGGAAGGGGAGGAUUGGAGUCGGGAAGGAUAGAGAUAAGGAGGGGAGGAAGAAGGGAGGGAGAAUAGGUAAUCGCGCUGGCAGUGUUGGUGGAGCGGGGAUGAGAGGAGCUUUUGUGGAUCGACCGGCGGGGACGGGGACGGCGGUGGCGACUUACUAGUAAUCAUUUUAGAAACCUCUCAAGCGCCAAAGGAGUGGAAAGGGGGCAAAUAUGAA
Messenger RNA from Dendrobium catenatum, 1826 nucleotides. Its product is annotated as ankyrin-3-like. The transcript has a single exon. Gene Ontology annotation, molecular function: protein binding. Bases 67 to 1770 code for a protein of 567 amino acids. The record is from RefSeq and is a predicted model, not a curated record. Lineage: Eukaryota; Viridiplantae; Streptophyta; Magnoliopsida; Asparagales; Orchidaceae.